This is a messenger RNA of Drosophila ficusphila, 1335 nucleotides long. Its product is annotated as WD repeat-containing protein 82. Lineage: Eukaryota; Metazoa; Arthropoda; Insecta; Diptera; Drosophilidae. The record is from RefSeq and is a predicted model, not a curated record. Gene Ontology annotation, cellular component: Set1C/COMPASS complex. The transcript is spliced from 2 exons. Gene Ontology annotation, molecular function: protein binding; chromatin binding. The coding region runs from base 57 to 1259 and encodes 400 amino acids.
CUCUAACGUCAUGUCCGGUGGCGAAAAUUAUUAAUUAAUUCCCAGACUUCAGAAAAAUGUCGAUAAGAUUGAACGACGAGGCCAUGCGACAAUUCCGGGUGGCCAAGGUUUUCCAGGAGACGGAGGAGCAGAAGCUCUCGCUGGACUUCUCCCGCGACGGAUUCCUUCUGAUGGCCUGCGACCACUCCGCCCUCUCGAUCUUCAGCAGCACUCGACAGGAGGUGCUCUGCCAGGUGCACAUGCACCACUACCUGCCCGAGGUGGCCUGCUUCACCCGGCAGGACACUCGCGUCCUGCACUCCGCCUCAAAGUACGACUACAACAUACGUUGCCUGGACCUCGAAACACGCAGUUGCCUCCGAGUUUUCGGUGGUCACCAGAAAAGUGUCCACAGUUUGGUUUGCCUCCCGGGAAAGGAGAACGUGUUCCUUAGUGUCGGACGGGAUGACGAGGUCUACAUGUGGGAUAUCCGCUGCUCGAAGCACAUGCAUCACCUGAAGCACCGGCGGAAUCCUCUGUGCGCCUUUGAUCCUGACGGAUUGGUCCUGGCCACCAGUACGGAUACGGAAUGCAUCGAGAUCUUCGACGUGAGGAAGCUGGGCGAUCGGCCGUGCUCGAAGUUCGCCUACCAGGUGAACGACAAUGCCAAGUGGACCCAGCUGCAGUUCGCUCCGGAUGGAAAGACCCUGCUCCUCGGCACGGAUCACUCCUGGUGCUUCAGUGUCUCCGCUUUCGACGGGACGUUCCAGCAGUCCUUCACAGGAUACGAGAACCGGUCGAGGCUGCCACUGGAGGCCACCUUCACUCCGGACUCGCAGUUCGUGCUUUCGGGAGCGGACGAGGGCAGGAUUCACGUUUGGCGAGCCAGCGAUGGGUAUCCUGUGGCCGUCCUAGAAGGGAACAAUGUGGGUCCUGUGCGAUGUCUGCGCUUCAAUCCGCGAGCCACCAUGUUCGUGAGCAGCGAUCUGCUGAUCGCCUUCUGGAUGCCCAUGGCGAAUGGGGUCUACGAUUGGGUGGAGCGACUGGAGCCGGGCGAAACGGUCUCUUUCAAGGAGGAAGAGGAGCGGGUAGUACCUGUCGUCAAGUCCAUAGAAGUUCCCAAGGCCAUUUCCAUGCCCAAGCCCUUUGUGGAUGUGGAGCUGGUGAGGAGGAGAUUGAACAGGAAAAGAAUUCGCUCCGAAGUUUUCAAAGUAGAUUCUACCAAAAGAGAAGAUCAAGAGAAGGACUCCCUUGAAGAGGGGGAAAUACCCGAUGACUAAGACUUGUAGGGAUCUUUCUUGAGAAUAAAUGUAAGAAUAUCAAUCAACUGGCUCUCGGCCAAAAGUUGGCAGACCA